Tarenaya hassleriana is the source of this 1705-nucleotide messenger RNA. RefSeq lists its product as uncharacterized. The transcript has 3 exons. The record is from RefSeq and is a predicted model, not a curated record. Gene Ontology annotation, cellular component: intracellular membrane-bounded organelle. NCBI's taxonomy places the organism in Eukaryota, Viridiplantae, Streptophyta, Magnoliopsida, Brassicales, Cleomaceae. The coding region runs from base 268 to 1413 and encodes 381 amino acids.
ACCCAUUUCGGUGACUCGCCAUCGGCAGCUCGGGGAAUGGGAAGACGGUGGUUGUUCCCAUGGGAUUGAAGAUACGAGCAUGAUCCUGCCUUUGCAAUCGGAACUUCGACUCUUCGAUCGGAAAUUGAUCGUAUCUUCUCCGGAAUUUAGCGAUCAGACUUGAUCAGUUUCACUAAACCAGGUAGCUUUCCCUUCUCAUUUUGAAUCGCCGGCGAUAUUACGGUUGGAUCUUUGUUCGAGUUUGUGCGAUCGAUCUAAAGGUUAAAGAUGGUGAAACCCUCUAGUUUUAGAGUAGUUCAGGGGCUUGUUCGUCUGCAUUACGCUCGGGUCAACCCGGUAACCAUUGGCCGGUCAAAACCCUCACCCUCGCCUUCUCCGACCGUUUCCUCAAAUGGGGUUUCUCAGAUCCAGUCAAGGUUCAGUUUUCACAGCUUAUCUUCAAAACCCAAUUCGACAAAUGUGGGUUUAUCUCAGAUUCUGUCCUGUCCGAUGCUCGUUCCUCGGGUGCAGCAUUGUGGCCCAGCCUUGGUUAAGCCUCGUGUCAAUGUGAAUUUCUCAUCAGCCUUGAGGUUAUUCACUACUAAGAAUUCUGGAUUCGGUCGAAAGAUCAGUGGGGAUUUCACGAGAAAGGUUGUUGAUAAGCCUGUGAAUGCUGUUACUUCGACUUUUUCAAGAUACCGUGAGGCGAUAGGGUUGCACUUUGAUGCAUUUUGGAAGAAGAAUUCUCUGUUUCUGUUUGGAGGAGGAGCGGUUUUUGUAUGUAUUUUGCUGUGGAGGAUUAUGUUUGGCAUUGCCAACACAUUUGUCGGUCUCUCAGAAGGCAUGGCCAAGUACGGGUUUCUUGCACUUUCCUCUGCCAUUGUAGCUUUUUCUGGCUUAUACCUCCGCUCAAGAUUCACAAUAAAUCCCAAUAAAGUUUACAGAAUGACCAUGAGAAAGCUCAAUACAGCAGCUGAUAUUCUUGAAGUUAUGGGUGCUCCUCUGUCGGGAUCAGAGUUGCGGGCUUAUGUGAUGUCAGGUGGUGGCAUCGCAUUCAAGAACUUCAAGCCGACCAUUAGGAGCAAGCGUUGCUUUCUCAUCUUCCCCAUUCGGGGUUCUGAGAGAAAAGGACUUGUCAGUGUUGAAGUCAAGAAAAAGAAAGGCCAGUACGACAUGAAACUGCUGGCAGUGGAUAUUCCGAUGGUGACUGGCCCUGACCAACGUUUAUUCCUAAUUGGGGACGAAGAAGAAUACAGGGUCGGUGGUGGGUUGAUCUCUGAGUUAAGAGAUCCUGUUGUGAAAGCCAUGGCUGCUACCAAGGAGUUUGAGAAUCUUGACAGAAUCGAAGAGGAGGAAGACGCCGAGAAAGAGCUACAAGAAGCCGAAAGAAAGCACCGAGAAGAACUUGAGAAGCUCGAAAAAGAUGCUUCCUAAUUCCCGGAUUGGUUGGUUUUUUCCUCUCCAGAACUCGAAAAAAGCAUACCCGACAAUCUUUUGGUAUUUCACCAGUGGUUAUGGAAGAACAUCUUCUUCAAUCCGUUCGGGAACCGAGUUUGUUUAACUUCAAUUCAAAGAUUUGAUGAAUAAAUUUUCUGGGUCAUUGUGUUCUGCUUUCUGUUUUGUCUGAAGAUAUGUUCUUCGCAGUGGCAAAAGACACAACAGAACAGGGAAACGGUUAGUGUUUCAAGAUGAUGAAUUGCAUGGUGAAAACCGGCUUUCAUUGCUA